Molecule: messenger RNA, 1449 nt
Organism: Abrus precatorius (Indian licorice)
Lineage: Eukaryota; Viridiplantae; Streptophyta; Magnoliopsida; Fabales; Fabaceae
Product: probable enoyl-CoA hydratase 2, mitochondrial
Exons: 8
Coding region: 120-1049 (309 amino acids)
Biological process (GO): fatty acid beta-oxidation
Cellular component (GO): mitochondrion
Molecular function (GO): enoyl-CoA hydratase activity
Source: RefSeq, a predicted model, not a curated record
GCCAACAAACACGAAGGUUAGAAAAACGCAUAGCGAUUUUCCUGGUGGCUGAAGAAGUCAAUCAUCUUUCAGUGAAGAAGCAGAACAGAAGUGAACUCCAAUUAACCAAAACAAAGAAAAUGUGCGCUUUGAGAGUGUUGAGAAGGUCGGUGUGCAACACCUCCUACGUCAAAACUUGCAAACCCUAUCUCACUCUCAAUUUCAUCGCACAUCACUACCAGCACCAGAUCCGUAGAAAUCUUAUUCUCCAAUCUUCUGCUUCUCAAUUCGUAAAGCUUCAGAAGCUCACUGGCUCUGAUUCCGGGAUUAUCGAGGUUAGCUUGGACAGGCCUGAAGCUAAAAAUGCUAUAGGGAAAGAUAUGCUGCGAGGCCUAAGUCACAUGUUUGAAUUGAUUAAUCAGAACUCCUAUGCUAAUGUUGCUAUGAUCCGUAGUUCAGUUCCUGGGGUGUUUUGUGCUGGGGCCGAUUUAAAGGAGCGCAGGGCGAUGAAUCAAUCAGAUGUUAAGGCUUUUGUGAAUUCUCUUCGCUCCACCUUGUCGUAUCUUGAGGCUGUUUGUGUACCAACUAUUGCCGUUAUUGAGGGAGUAGCUCUUGGUGGUGGACUUGAAAUGGCUCUGGCAUGUGACAUUCGAAUAUGUGGAGAAAAUGCUCUGAUGGGUUUGCCAGAGACAGGACUUGCAAUAAUCCCUGGAGCAGGUGGAACACAACGACUACCUAGAUUGGUUGGAAAAGCAAUAGCAAAAGAUAUUAUAUUUACUGGUCGAAAGAUUGAUGGAAAAGAGGCACUGUCCAUGGGUCUUGUCAAUUACUGUGUUCCUGCUGAUGAAGCUUAUCCAAAAGCACUUGCAGUUGCUCGGGAUAUCAAUCAGAAGGGUCCUGUAGCUAUAAGGAUGGCUAAAAGAGCUAUUAACGAGGGAGUUGAGACUGAUCUAACAUCAGGUUUAUUUUUGGAAGAAGAUUGCUAUGAUGAGGUGUUGAAUACUAAAGAUCGACUAGAAGGCUUGGCUGCAUUUGCUGAGAAGCGGAAACCAAGGUAUACUGGUGAGUGAAAGGAUUGGUCUUUGCUAAUUGGCUCUCUAUGUUGCUAGGGAGGAAUGUCUACCAUGUAGAUUAGAGUGAUCUAGAGCCUGGAAUCAACUUCAUUAGGAACUUUCACUACGAUGCUCUUGGGACAAUCUUUUCCCCUUUGAGUACAGUCAUAUUCCCGAAGCUGAAAAGCGCCUCUAAAAUCAUGCACCUUGGACACUAUUCCCACUGAAUCAAUCAUUUUCAUUUAUUUUUUCAAUGAAGUGGCCUUGGGGUUUUCUUCAUCAUUUAUAUUAUUGUUGUAAAGGUUAAUUUUUUCUUUUGGAUUUUUGCCGGCAAUAAAUUAAUCUGUUUGGGAACUUGUAUCAUACACUUGUGGUGAUUCAGCUUAAAGAAAAAGUCCAUUUGGAUAAACAAUAUAUU